Molecule: messenger RNA, 459 nt
Organism: Diaporthe batatas
Lineage: Eukaryota; Fungi; Ascomycota; Sordariomycetes; Diaporthales; Diaporthaceae
Exons: 2
Coding region: 1-459 (152 amino acids)
Source: RefSeq, a predicted model, not a curated record
AUGCAGUUCAAGGCCAUCGUCCUCUCCACCGUCUUCGGCCUGGUUGCCGCCCAGUCUUCUGACGUCGCCUCCCUCGUCACCGAGCUGCCGUCCUGCAGUCUGACCUGUCUGCUCGCCGGAGCCAGCGCCGCUGACUGCGAGUCCACGGACUAUGCGUGCCAGUGUGGCAAUCAGGAUAUCAUUGUCACCAACGCCACCGCUUGCCUGACGAGCUCCUGCAACACCAACGAUAUUGCCAAGACCCAGACUGUCUCGCAGCAGAUCUGCGACGCCGUCACUGGUGGAAACAGCAGCACUUCCGCCUCGGCUUCUGGCAGCAGCGCCUCAGCCACUGGUUCGAGCAGCUCUUCGUCUGCCUCUGCCUCUUCUACCGGCACCUCAAGUGCCGGCUCCCACCCUGAGCUUUACGGCCUCGGCAUGGCUGCUAUUGCCGGUAUCGCUGGUCUCAUGGUUCUGUAA